CAGCAGGGCAGGGUGAUGAUCCCGUUCCUGCCUGCAGGAGCACCCCAGCCCCACGGGAGAAGAUAUUUUCUCCCUGUUUUUCACGGGUGUUUCUUUGCCCCGCAGUUCCCUCGGAUCAUCCUGUGGCUGAUGGUGGAACUCGCCAUCAUCGGCUCCGACAUGCAGGAGGUCAUCGGCUCUGCCAUCGCCAUCAACCUGCUCUCCAUGGGGAAGAUCCCGCUCUGGGGGGGAGUGCUCAUCACCAUCGCCGACACCUUCGUUUUCCUCUUCCUCGACAAAUACGGCUUGAGGAAGCUGGAGGCGUUUUUUGGGUUCCUCAUCACCAUCAUGGCCCUGACCUUUGGAUAUGAGUACAUCACAGUGAAGCCCAACCAGGAGAAGCUGCUGCAGGGACUGUUCAUCCCCUACUGCAAGGACUGUGGCACGCCGCAGCUGGAGCAGGCCGUGGGCAUCGUGGGCGCCGUCAUCAUGCCCCACAACAUGUACCUGCACUCCGCCCUGGUCAAGUCCCGGCAGGUGAACCGUUCAGACAAGCGGGAGGUGCGAGAGGCCAAUAAAUAUUUCUUCAUCGAGUCGUGCAUCGCGCUCUUCGUCUCCUUCAUCAUCAACAUCUUCGUGGUGACCGUGUUCGCCGAGGCCUUCUUCAACAAAACCAACGCGGACGUGCACCAGGUCUGUGCCAACUCCAGCAGCCCCCACUCCUCGCUCUUCCCCAACAACAACGAGACCCUGGAGGUGGACAUCUACAAGGGGGGCGUUGUCCUGGGCUGCUACUUCGGCCCUGCCGCGCUCUACAUCUGGGCCAUCGGGAUCCUGGCGGCCGGGCAGAGCUCCACCAUGACCGGCACCUACUCGGGCCAGUUCGUCAUGGAGGGUUUCCUGAACCUGCGCUGGUCGCGCUUUGCGCGGGUGCUGCUGACGCGCUCCAUCGCCGUCACCCCCACGCUGUUCGUGGCGAUCUUCCAGGACGUGGAGCAUCUGACGGGGAUGAACGACUUCCUGAACGUGCUCAUGAGCCUCCAGCUCCCGUUCGCGCUGAUCCCGGUGCUCACCUUCACCAGCCUGCCCAGCGUCAUGCACGACUUCGCCAACGGCCUGUUCUGGAAGGUGGCCGGGGGUCUCCUGAUCCUGCUCAUCUGCUGCAUCAACAUGUACUUCGUGGUGGCCUACGUGAUGUCCCUGCACAACCUGGGGCUCUACAUCGGGGCCGCCGUGCUCAGCGUCAUCUACCUGUCCUUCGUGGCGUACCUGACGUGGCUGUGCCUCAUUGCCCUGGGCGCCUCCUUCCUGGCCUGCGGGAGCACGGGCCGCCUGGGCUUCGCUGCCCACCCCGAGCUCUUCCUCCUCGGCCACGUCGAUUCCGACCCGUCCGUCCCCAGGUGACCCCAGGAGCGGAGCGGACCCCCAGGACCCC
Molecule: messenger RNA, 1414 nt
Organism: Cyanistes caeruleus (blue tit)
Lineage: Eukaryota; Metazoa; Chordata; Aves; Passeriformes; Paridae
Source: RefSeq, a predicted model, not a curated record